GUUACUCUAAUUGAUGUUCCUCAGUGAGCGGCGCUCAGUGAGUUGCGCUCCAAGACUGCGCGUCCACAUCAGGUCACCUGCAUUGUGAUGGCAGGUGGGGCUACUGGUGCCACCUUCAUGCUAACAGAAAUGGACUAUGACCAUCCUCUAAACCCUUCUGCAAACUAAACCAUCAGAUAAUGGACCUGAACGCCGGUGCCAAAAGGAAGGCUAUAUCCCUGAUCACUGAAACCGAUUAUAGAUGAAGCUUAAACAUAUGUUUUGAUAUUAUUUAACAGCAAGGAUUCUGGGGUUACCUUCUAAUAUGCAGACAGAAGUUUGCUGAACAUCUGUUUAUUAGAGAGACAGAGAAACAAGCCGCCUCUGCCUCCAUCCUUUGGACAAGCUUUGCCUCUAUGGUUUCAUCCGCAGCCAUGGGAAAGGAACAUGAUCUGCUGGUGGCUGCGAAGAAUGGAGAUCUUCUGCAGGCGCACAAGCUUCUCUCUAAAGUCAAGUGCAACAAAACUAAGUUGCUGGGCUCCAACAAGAGACUCAACAUCAAUUACCAGGACUCAGAUGGGUUCUCUGCAUUGCACCAUGCUGCUCUGACGGGCACCACAGAACUCCUGUCACUACUGCUGGAGGCCCAGGCCACCGUGGAUAUCAAGGAUAUCAAUGGCAUGCGUCCGCUCCAUUACGCAGCAUGGCAAGGUAAAUCUGACUCUGUUCUAAUGCUGCUGAGAGGAGGCGCUUCAGUCAACACUCCGUCCCAUGAUGGACAGAUCCCCUUACAUCUCUCUGCACAGUACGGACACUAUGAAGUGUCUGAGAUGCUGCUGCAGCACCAAUCUAAUCCCUGCCUAAUGAACAAGGCGAAGAAGACACCUUUGGAUUUGGCCUGUGAGUUUGGUCGACUCAAGGUGACUCAGCUGCUGCUCAGCAGUAACAUGGUGUCAGCGCUUCUUGAAGGAGAGAGAGGAGACGACAGCUUGGAUUCUCCCUCAACCACUGCUCUUCACCUGGCUGCUAGGAAUGGACACAAAGACAUCAUCAAGUUGCUGCUCAAAGCUGGCAUUGACAUCAACAGAGCAACCAAAGCAGGGACUGCUCUGCAUGAGGCUGCCCUCUACGGCAAGACAGAAGUAGUGCGACUGCUGCUCGAUGCCGGGAUCAAUGUGAACAUCCGCAACACAUACAACCAGACGGCGCUGGAUAUCGUCAACCAGUUUACCACUUCUACAGCCAGCAGAGACAUCAAACAGCUACUCAGAGAAGCAUCCAGUUCUCUCCAAGUCAGAGCAGUGAAGGACUACUGGAAUCUCCAUGACCCUACUGCUCUUAACCUGCGGGCUGGAGACAUGAUAAUGGUCCUGGAGCAGCACUCAGAUGGCCGCUGGAAAGGCCACAUCCAUGACAGCCAGAGGGGGACAGACAGGGUGGGCUUCUUUCCUCCUUCAGUGGUGGAGGUCCUCAGCAGGAGAGCAGGGGGCGCUCUAUCCCGCAAAGGCUCCAUGCCAUGCCAGAGACCACACCUGGCAUCCAGAACUCCUCCCUCAGGCCCCACCCCUCAGACCGACGACACAUACAUCCUUGGCUAUGAACCUUCAGGUGCUUCACCGGCCACUCAGUUCUCAGCCCAAGCAACCCCCCCUCAGGACAUUUGGGUCCUAAGGAGCUCUCCCACUGGUGACAGAAACAGUGUGGGCAGCACAGGCAGUGUGGGCAGCAGUCGCAGCGCUGGCAGCGGCCAGAGCUCAGAGAGCAGCCGCAGACAGAACGGGACCCACGGCCGCCAGCACAACGAUGGCGUCAAGAUGGCGCCAUCUGCAGGUGAAACAGGAGAUCAGAUCCACAGUACUGCAGCUGAGCAAAGUAAAGGUGGUUCCCGUCGCCAGGCCAACAGUGUACCGCAGAAAGGCUUCAUCAGACCAGAACAGCUUCUUGAGGGAAAGGACUCUGAAGCCAUCUACCAAUGGUUGUGCGAGUUCCAGUUGGAGCAGUACACUUCCAACUUCAUCAGAGCGGGAUACGAUGUCCCCACCAUCAGCAGGAUGACCCCUGAGGAUCUCACAGCUAUCGGUGUGACCAAACCAGGCCACAGAAAGAAGAUUUCAUCAGAGAUUGGGAAGCUGACCAUACCUGAGUGGCUGCCAGACUACAUUCCUUCGGAUUUGGGGGAGUGGCUUAGUGUGAUUGGUCUACCUCAGUACCAGAAGCGGUUAUGUGACAAUGGCUAUGACUCCAUCAGCAUUGUUAAGGACAUCACCUGGGAGGACCUGCAGGAAAUAGGGAUCACUAAACUGGGCCAUCAGAAGAAGCUUAUGUUGGCAGUAAAGCGACUUUGUGACCUGCAGCGCUCUCGCAAUCAGGCCGACAAAACAGGGGAGGAAAAUCUCAGAAGAAAGCUACCUGCGGCUCUAGAGUUGGUGGCUAUCGAGCGGACGCCAUCUCGCUCUCAUGUUCACCCUGAUGUCCCGUCUGAAACCUGCUGCCCUUCCCCUCGCACACCCAGGGCUCUCCUUUCAUUCCAGGACUGUGAGCUGAGUGCAGAGCUGCAGAGCGCUAUGAUGGGCAAGGCGGGCGGGUCAGCUUCUGAGGCUUUCAGCAUGAGAGGAGUACCAUCCUCUGUGGUAAUAGCUGCCAUGUCUAUCAGUCAAGAAAGCAUAAGCAGGCGUUCGCGGGGCUCUGGGAAGUCUGGAAACUCAAAUUCAGGAAGCUCACAAGAAAACCAUACAACAUCUUCCUCUGCCAAAACAUCGAGUAUGCCUGAGGAGAAUCCUGGCAUUGGAGGAGAGGAGGAAGCCAAACUUAGGCAGAACAGUCCUGGAGUCAGAAAUAAACAGAUCCCUGUGGAGAUGUGGGAACAUCAUGCUUGGUCUGGUUCAGCAGAGGAUAAGACUUUCCCCGCCACCACACCUCCGAGGACCCCCAACAAGAUGUCUCGCUUUGCUUACCCUGCAGUCCCACCGAAAACCAAACAAGUCCAGUCCCCCAACCGCCUCUAUCAGCCUCAGUAUCACCCCCAGCACCAACCUCUACCUUCUCCAUCAUCUCCAGCCCCACAGCCCUCUCCCACAAAGAGUUACUUUAAUCACCAGCAGACUCAGGCCAUGGAUUGCAACGGCUCUCCACGAGUGCUUUCUAAACCUCUGCCUGGAGCCAUCCCCGUGCUUAGACCCCCAGCAGCACAGUUCCAAGGUGACAACUCCCAAAGGGGAUUACAAAAGAAGCACAGCCAAAGCUUGACUCGCAAUGCUCUCUCUGAUGGAGAGCCUGAUGAAGAUGAAGAUCCCCCUCUUCCUUCCUCUGCUUCUUCAGUUACUAUGCCGUCCUAUGCAACCCUGUCUCGCAGGCCAGGACGGGCAUCAGGACCCCCUCGUCAAGUCAACCGCAGCCAAUCCUUCGCUGUGCGCUCUCGACAGAAAGGUCCACCUCCUCCCCCACCCAAAAGGAUGAGCUCAGUGGGUAGCAGCCCUACAAGACAGCAAGGAAGCAGCAAAGUGGUGGAGUCAGAGCCGAAGGCCGGGGUGGAGAUCGACAGUGCAGGCAGCGUGAGGAGCAUUGCUGCUAGGUUAGAGGGUAGCAGCAACUGCAGUAGUCCAUCAAGGAGGAUAGAUAUACCACCAACCUAUGUCCAUGUUUCACCUGUUCCCAGCCCAGGCUCCUCACCAGUCUCGUAUGGAUUACCUUCAUAUAUUAUUCUGCAGCAUUCCAAACCUGUUCCUGCUCUAGGUUUGGGAGGCCUGAGGAGGGUACCAAAUGAAAGGACAGAGGGAGAUACUGACAGAAACAGAACUGGAAGCAGAGAAGGAACGACCGAAGAGAAACUAAAAGCAAGGAAAAGUGACAAACUGUCAAGGAGUAAUUCUGCCUCUCCAAAGGCAAUUUCUGUGAAUCAUCUACCUUUUGCUGAAGAAGGAAACCUUACCAUCAAGCAGCGACCAAGAAUAGUAGUUGUUAACCAGGCAGACACAGAAGCUAGGUCUACACCAGACGGUCCAGUUCAGACCCCGAACAGCUUGGAGCCUCCAGAGUUCAACCUGAAAGAGUCUGACACUGUAAAAAGACGACAUCGCCCCAAAGACAAAGGUGCUUCCACACCUGAAGAAGCUACCACCCCCAACCAAGAAGACAGCCAGCUGCUUGGAGCCAGCCACAUCACACACAAUGAAGUCAGAGCUGUACGAAAAGCGGAGGUUCAGACACCAGGGGAUGUUUUCCACAGAGUUGGUUCUGUAGGGAGAGGCUCCAAGCCUCCUGUGUCUUUAAAACCUUCCAGUCCUCUAAAACAAACCCCAAAUGGAAGUCUAAUGAGUCCUCAAAAAAUGAAUCAGAGCGCACCACUGAGUGCACAAACAGCCAUUCCAAAACUGACCAGUGUACAGAUACACACUGUUUCUCCUAAGAUAAGCAGCAGCUUGAACACCCAGACAUGUAUGCAGAGCCCUAAAUCUGUUAGACCUGCACAAACGUUUGUGUCCAAGGCAGAAAAUCAACAGAAAGCUGAUGCUCUGCCUGGAGGAACAAACCUCCAGGUGAUCCAAGGGGUCUGUUUCGCUGCUCCAUCCUCCAGCACAUUGACAUCCUGCUCAUCUAACUCUGUCUCAUUGUGUCAGACAAGGAGCGCAAUGGGCGGCGUGGCAGGUUUAGAGGUUCUAGCUCAGAAGAGACUGGAGCAAACCAGUACAUCACUGGAAGCUGCUCUUAAAGUGGUGGAAAAUGAGCUCGCACAAGGCAGCAAUGUGGAUGGCAGUAGCGGUUCUGUGAAGGCAGCGGGGCAUAUUCUGGAUGACAUCGGCAACAUGUUUGAUGACCUGGCUGACCAGCUGGAUGCCAUGUUGGAGUAACGCCUCAGCUUAUUAGCUUUUUUCCAAAGCCAGCAACAGAUGGGCAGCUGAAACCAUCACCUUUUGAUGCACCUUGGACCGAAAAGCUCAGCUCCCUCUCAGGUCUUCUGGAUGAAUCAUUGGAGGCACAUCUGAGGAUUUUUCCAGAGCAGUAUUUUGCAAUUUUGAUUUUCAAACCUAAGCACUUGGCCUCAGGACACAAACCUGGGAAUAUUCCUGGAUGGACAAGAAAAAAAAAAGAACAGUAGCUGAGAGCUUAGGCUGAAGACUUUAGUUCAAUAUGUGAUGA
This is a messenger RNA of Cyprinodon tularosa, 5115 nucleotides long. RefSeq names its product caskin-2 (gene caskin2a). The record is from RefSeq and is a predicted model, not a curated record. Lineage: Eukaryota; Metazoa; Chordata; Actinopteri; Cyprinodontiformes; Cyprinodontidae. Gene Ontology annotation, molecular function: protein binding.